Messenger RNA from Polyodon spathula (Mississippi paddlefish), 4018 nucleotides. Its product is annotated as probable ATP-dependent RNA helicase DDX46. Gene Ontology annotation, biological process: mRNA splicing, via spliceosome. The transcript is spliced from 25 exons. NCBI's taxonomy places the organism in Eukaryota, Metazoa, Chordata, Actinopteri, Acipenseriformes, Polyodontidae. Gene Ontology annotation, cellular component: nucleus. The record is from RefSeq and is a predicted model, not a curated record. Bases 149 to 3337 code for a protein of 1062 amino acids. Gene Ontology annotation, molecular function: nucleic acid binding; RNA helicase activity; ATP binding.
AGGCAUUCUCGUUGCCCCGCCAGGAAGUUUGUGUGUGCACAAGUAAAUUAGACGUGCAGUAACACCACAUUUGGGAGUGAGAUUACUGUAAAUGAGGCUGUCCGAUUCUUUUUUUAAUUAACACGAGUAUGGGGAGAGAGUCCAGAAAAUGAAGAAAAAGCAGUUGAAAACCCCAGCAUUGAGACACUACCGAAAGCGCUCUGCCUCGAGGGGCCGGUCCGGGAGCCGCUCUCCAGAGAAGCGUGUGAAGCGUGAUGAGCGGGUCCGCUCCAGGAGCAGAGAGCGAGAGCGCAGGAGAGAAAGGACUCACAGCAGAGAGAGGAGGAGAUCCCGGUCCAGGGAGAGGAAGCGAGUCAGACGUUCUCGCAGCCGGGAGAGGAGGCGCUCCCGCAGUCGGGACCGCAGAGGUCGGAGGUCACGCUCCACCAGCCCCAGCAAGAGCAGGAAGACUGAUGACGGAUCAAAAUCCAAGGAGAAAAAUGACAGCACAGAGCCCUCUGCUGAAAAAAAGAAAAUAAAAGAGGAAAAAGAGGAAGAAAAGGAUGAAGCUGUGUCUGAAGUUAGGACAAAGGAUGCGACGACAGAACGGCAGCCUGAUGAGAACUUUGACCAGAAUAAGCUGGAGGAGGAGAUGAGGAAAAGGAAAGAGCGAGUGGAGAAAUGGAGAGAAGAGCAGCGGAAGAAAGCAAUGGAAAACAUCGGGGAGCUGAAGAGGGAGCUGGAGGAGAUGAAGCAGGGAAAGAAGUGGAGCCUUGAGGAUGACGAGGAUGAUGACGAGGAUGGGGUGGCAGUGGCUCAAGAGGCAGAAGCAGAGAAAGAGGCAGAGGAAGAAGUAGAGGCAGAGGCAGAAAGCAUGGAGGAUGUGGAUGAUGAGCAAGACACGCUAGACGCCUACAUGGAGGAGGUGAAGGAGGAGGUGAAGAAAUUCAACAUGGGCAGCAUGAAAGGUGCAAAUGACAAGAAGAGUGGUACAACAGUAACCAAAGUGUUGACUGUAUUAACGACCAAAAAAGCAUCUUGUGACUCCGAGAAGAAGAAAGGGGAGCUGAUGGAAAACGACCAGGAUGCAAUGGAGUACUCCUCAGAAGAGGAAGAGGUUGAUCUUCAGACUGCACUCACUGGGUAUCAGUCGAAACAGAGGAAGCUGCUGGAACCUGUGGACCAUCAGAAGAUCGAGUAUGAGCCAUACCGCAAGAACUUCUAUGUCGAGGUUCCUGAGCUGACUAGAAUGACUCCAGAAGAAGUGCAUAUCUACCGGUUGGAAUUGGAAGGGAUUUCAGUGAAGGGUAAAGGCUGCCCCAAACCAAUCAAGACCUGGGUGCAAUGUGGCAUCUCUAUGAAGAUUUUAAGUGCUCUUAAAAAACAAAACUAUGAAAAACCUACACCGAUCCAAGCCCAGGCUAUUCCUGCCAUCAUGUGUGGGAGGGAUCUGAUUGGGAUUGCUAAAACUGGCAGUGGCAAGACUAUCGCCUUUCUGCUGCCCAUGUUCCGGCACAUCAUGGACCAGAGACCUUUGGAGGAAGCUGAGGGUCCGAUUGCGGUCAUCAUGACCCCGACUCGAGAAUUGGCCCUUCAGAUAACUAAAGAAUGCAAGAAGUGCUCAAAGCCUCUGGGUCUCCGGGUGGUCUGUGUGUACGGAGGCACAGGAAUCAGUGAACAGAUUGCAGAACUAAAGAGAGGAGCUGAGAUCAUUGUAUGCACGCCCGGGCGCAUGAUAGACAUGUUGGGAGCCAAUAAUGGUCGAGUCACAAACCUGCGUAGAGUCACCUACGUUGUGGUAGAUGAAGCUGACAGGAUGUUUGACAUGGGUUUUGAACCGCAGGUCAUGCGCAUUGUUGACAACAUCCGUCCAGACCGGCAGACAGUGAUGUUCUCAGCCACAUUCCCCAGAGCCAUGGAGGCCCUCGCUCGGAGGAUAUUAUCCAAACCUGUGGAGGUGCAGGUGGGAGGCAGAAGCAUUGUGUGCUCGGAUGUGGAGCAGCAUGUGAUUGUCCUUGAGGAAGAGAACAAGUUCCUGAAGCUGCUGGAGCUGCUGGGUCACUACCAGGAGAAGGGCUCUGUUAUAAUAUUUGUAGACAAACAGGAGCACGCGGAUGGGCUGUUGAAGGAGCUGAUGAAGGCCUCGUACCCUUGCAUGUCCCUUCACGGAGGCAUCGACCAGUAUGACCGAGAUAGCAUUAUAAAUGACUUUAAGAAUGGAGCCUGUCGACUGCUUGUGGCAACCUCGGUCGCUGCCAGAGGGCUGGAUGUGAAGCACCUGAUCUUGGUGAUCAACUACAACUGCCCCAAUCACUAUGAGGAUUAUGUGCACCGAGCCGGCCGCACUGGGAGAGCAGGGAAUAAAGGGUUUGUCUACACCUUUAUUACGGAGGACCAAGCUCGCUACACUGUGGAUAUUAUAAAGGCUCUGGAGCUGUCAGGAGCCGCUGUUCCUCCAGAACUGGAGCAGCUAUGGAACAACUUCAAGGAUCAACAGAAAGCUGAGGGAAAAAGCAUCAAGAGCAGCAGCGGCUUCUCUGGGAAAGGCUUCAAGUUUGAUGAGACAGAGCACGCUCUGGCCAACGAGAGGAAGAAGCUGCAGAAAGCUGCGCUGGGGCUGCAGGACUCUGAUGACGAGGAUGGUGCUUUAGAUAUUGAUGAGCAGAUCGAGAGUAUGUUCAACUCUAAGAAGAGAGUGAAGGACAUGGCCGCACCAGGGGGUGGUGGAGGAGGGGGAGCCAACGCUGCUGCUGGAGGCGGGGUGGGGCCCAGCAUGCUGGUGCCCUCUGCUGGCAACGCUGAGAAACUGGAGAUCGCCAAGAAACUGGCACUGAAGAUCAACGCACAGAAGAAUCUGGGUUCGGAAGCACUGGAUGUGAUGCAGCAAGCAACAAACGCAGUUUUGCGUGGAGGCACCAUUCAGCCACAGUCUGUCUCUGCAAAGACCAUCGCGGAGCAGCUGGCUGAGAAGAUCAACGCCAAGUUGAACUACAUCCCUGUGGAGAAGCAGGAGGAGGAGAAACAGGAAAGCGUGCAGAACGAGACACUGAAGAGAUACGAGGAGGAGCUGGAGAUCAACGACUUCCCCCAGACUGCCCGCUGGAAGGUCACCUCCAAAGAGGCAUUGCAGAGGAUCGGCGAGUAUUCGGAGGCUGCUAUUACCAUCCGAGGGACUUACUUCCCACCAGGCAAGGAGCCGAAGGAAGGAGAGCGCAAGAUCUAUCUGGCCAUCGAAAGUGCGAACGAGCUGGCCGUGCAGAAAGCUAAAGCAGAGAUCUCCAGGCUUAUUAAAGAAGAGCUCAUCAGACUGCAAAACUCUUACCAGCCGACCAGCAAGGGAAGAUACAAGGUUUUGUAGGAGCUCAGGAACAUGAAUGGACGAGCGUUGCAUUUCUGUCUUGUGUUUUUAUGUGAAUGGACUGCACAUUUCUUUUCUGUGUGUUUUUACAGGAGCUGUAGAUUCAUGUUCGUGCUUGUAAUACCAGGAUCCUGUCCAGGAGAGUUUAUACAUGUGUGUUUAUUGGUUCUCACUUCGGCUCAAUCUGUUUGAGUUGUUGUAAAUUCCACCUUUUUUCAUUAUUUAAAAUACAUCACUUGAAGUGCAUAGCAGUGGAGGAAUAGCUGUCAUAGAUCCUGUGGUUUGGUUUCUUACAGUAAUUCAUUUAUUGGAUUAAAACAUACAAUUGGACUUGUCCCUUAAAUUAGAAUGGAAUUUCAGAUCAGAGGGUUUUUUUUGUUUUGUUUAAAUAGAAAACUGUCAAUCUGAUUAAGAGUACUGUGCUGAAUUGGUGCACUUCUGUAAGACAAGAGCAUUGAAAUUGGUAUGUUGUAUGUCUUGCGCAUAUUGUAGACCUGAAAGAGAUUUGGGUACGCUGAUGGUCAUAUUUGUGUUUAAGUUGGCGUUCCUCAUGUGCUGACUUCAGUCCGUUUUUGUAUGUCGGACGUUUGACUUGCCCUUAUGUCGAAACUCUUUUUAAAACAUACUGUAGUAUAAGACCUCUUUUAGAGUUAAAAAAAAAAAAAAAAAAAAAAAAAAAAA